AUGCCGCCCAGAGGACUGAAGGAGAAAAAGAAAGCGAAGGGAAAAGAAGCGAAAAAGGCGGUAAACUUUGAACCGGAAGAAAAGCCACAAAAGAAAUACUCAACUCGAGUGCCGGAAAAAAUCAAGCAUGAUUUCCUCGAUCGAAAAAUCAAAAAUUUUCUGUCAAUCGUCUUAGGAAGCAGAGAAUAUCAUCCAGAAAAGGCGAGAACAUGGAGUAUGGACCUCUCCUCACGAAUCUCUGAAAUGGUGAAGGAAGAUAGCCCUGAAAACUUCAAACACAUAGCUCUAGUAAUGAUCGGAAGCGUGCAAGAGAAACCUUCGAUAUUCUUGGGCUCAAGAUGUCUCUGGAACGAAGCUACUGACGAUUUUAUAUCAGUGCGAUUUCAAAAUGAAUCUCUCUACGCUGUCGCUCUUAUUCAGGAUGCAGCAGAAUCGAAUAUGGAUGCGCUAGACGAUUUACUGAACGACCUGAAUGCGGUCACCCGUGAACUUGGAUUCGAUACGAGUCCUUCUGAACCUGCUUCGAGCACUUCUGUGACUUCUGAGAAAUCCUCCGUCUCCGCUGAAAGCGGCCUCGGCCUCUCCAAUGACUUGUCCAAUGAUUUCCAAACGAUCAAGAAGGUCACGCCGCCUAAACCGCCCAAGUUACAACAAAAGCCACCCGACUCAUCCUAUUCUGAGGGAACGUAUAAUGAUGGCCUGGACCAGAUUAUGAACUCCCUCAACUCAUUGGGCUCCGAUUUGAACCCCGAGAAACCGAAAGAACCUGAAAAACAAACUCCGCCAAGAAAAAAAUCGUCAGAAAUGAUCAAUAGAUUGGUUACGACGCCGCCUAAAGUUCAAACUGCGAAGAGGGUGAGUUUCCGAUCGUCAGCUGAAAUCGAGGAAAACGAGUUCAACUCUUUCCCGAGUAAGGCUCCCGAAGUCGGAAAGCUCCCAAAACCAGGGCUGCCCCCGCAAAUUCUCCAAUCAGCUGGAGCAUCGCCGCAAAAACCCCCAGUCCGACCAAGAUUACAACAAGUUUUGCCUCCACCGCCAAACACGCCUAAGGCGAGCGUAUCGAGCACGGGCAGUUCCGACUCGCUGAAAAUGCCUCCUCCGCCGCCUAAAUUUCCUCCUCCCGCGCUGACGCCUCCUGUAACGGCGAGACCGAGUGAGAAAGUGAUGUUCGACGGGCCGUCGGAUCAUCAAAGGAUACCACCGUUUGCCGAGACGCCAACUAUUUUGCGCAAUCGUCAAUACAUCCCGCCUGAGAAGAAAGCUGAGAUUAAUCAACAUCAAGUCCAAGUUCCUUCUCAGCCCACUGCUGAAAAGCCGACCACCCAACCGAUGCAUCCGGAAGUAAACAACUUCAUGGAGAAAAUCAAGGGCAUCGCAGUACUGACGUCGGAUCAAUCAAGUGACGGAGACGACGUUGACCCGUUGCCCCCCUUCGUCAGCUUGAGCUGCUCGGCAGGGCAUAAUGUUGUGGCUGAUAAGAAGUCGUCUCCCGCUGUGUCUGUCAAUACAGACUUCAGCAGGGACUCGGGUUUCUCGACGGACACGACGUUUCCCUCUCCUCCUCCACAGCUGAAACCAGUUAAUCCUUAUGAGGCUGCUGAGCACGUGAGAAUUUUCUCCGGCGAAGGGAGUUACAAACUGAUCCCAGUCGAAAAGGGCAUGUCCGUGCGAUAUAUCACCCAGCUUAUGGCGGAAAAGCACCGAGUCAGGCUGACGGCAAAACAUUCGCUGCUUGAAUACAAUCCGGAAUUGGCUACGGAGCGUAUUUUAGAAGAGCAUGAAAAUGUUUGUGAGGUGAUUCAAAACUGGGAACAAACACCUUGUGAGAUUCAUUUCCUCGAGCGAAAGGACAAGUGGCUCCUGUUUUCCAAUCCACAGGUAAUCCUCGAGCGAAAGCAAGCCCAAGGCCAGCCCAGUAGAGAAGAGCGACACAAAAUCCUCCAAAGAUGGUUCCCCGAUCGUGGCGGCUUCAACUACCCGGGGUACGAUGGCCAGAGCGUUGUGCGAGACACUGUUUAUUACAAAAACGACGCUAAGGAUAAAUGGAACAAGAAAUAUAUUGAGCUUCGAGGUCAUAAACUGCUUAUUUUCAAGAAAGAAUCAGCUCGCGAAAAAGCGCCAGAGGAAAUCGUCGAUCUUCAAGCAAUGCUCCUAUUCCGAGGCGUCGAAUGGAAGUCAAAGUUCAAGGCGCCUCUAGCAAAUGGCUUCGCAGUUCGACAUCCGAAAGUGACAAAGAUGAACAAAUCUAACAACCCAAACGAGCGCAUUCGCUUCUUCGCUGUCGAAGAUCAACUUGACGAGCUCAAGUGGAUCACGGCGUUACGACUCGCAAAACUUGGCCUAAAGAUGAUCGAAAAUUACAGAAAUACGAUCUCGACCGUGGAGAGGCCAUCGUCAUUAUUGUCGCUACGUCCGCCCUCGUUUGGCCCACUUCCGGUGUCGAAUUCGAGACCCAACAGCUUGGAGACACUCCAAGUUGAUGGCCUCCAAUCGUCGCCGAAAAAGCCAGCUCCUCCAUCGAUGCCUCCGACUGGCCAAGUCCAUCAAGCAAUAAUGCAUCCGCCUCCCGCUCAAAACCUCCCCCAAGCUCCCAAACCCCAGCAACCGCAAUUAACUCUCCAUCGACCACCUCCAAUGACAAAUUUCUACAACGACUCAAACCCAAACCAAGCUCCGGCAAGUCCACUCCGCCGUGGCGAUUUUCCACCUCCACCUCCAUUCAUCUCCCAGAUCAAACAGCUGUCAAGCCAAGUGCACGAACAAGGCGAUCAAUCGAAUCGCUCUAUUGGCUUUGAUUUGCCUCCACCGCCACCGGAACUGAUGGUGCAAGCGGCUCGAUCAUCGAAGAUGAAUGGAAGUGCUACUCUUCCGACUCCCCCUCGUGGUGCUCGACCUCCUCCACCGAGGAGGAAUCCCAACACUCGACUUCACCACUGA
Oikopleura dioica is the source of this 2937-nucleotide messenger RNA. The record is from the annotation of a GenBank genome assembly. Lineage: Eukaryota; Metazoa; Chordata; Appendicularia; Copelata; Oikopleuridae.